UGAAGACCCAUAAGCAGAAGUUUGUCCGGAAUCUUCUCUCAAAGUGAAUUUUGACAGCAUGCUUAUUGGCCCUUCCCAAAAAAACACGCGAGAAAUGUCUGCAAAAUGAAGAUCUCUUCACAUCUGGCAUCGCUGAUUUUGACAGCAGGGUUAGAACCUGACCUGAUUCCGUUUUGCUUCAAACAAAAACGACAUUAGUAAACCGGAGUAAACAGUGUACACUUACUAGCUUGUUUACAAAUCGUGCAAUUUCUUCAUAAAUUUUGUGAAGCUAUGGCUUUCACAAGAAAAAAAGUAGAAGGAGACAUAGCUCUGGAAUAUCCUGUACAAUCGGUCACGGAUUUUCUACCUGCAGAGGAGCACAUAUUCAGCAGCACUUCAGACAAAUCUGCACUUUUCUCGUCAGAACACGGUCAGAAUCUAGAAACGUUCGAUUCGUUCUGUACUCUCUGUCAGCGCGAGUGCACUUCAGAUGUUAGCGUGCGAUUCUCGACCAAUAAGAAAGAUGAUUGUUGCGAUGCAUUCGAGUAUCGGCUGAAGUUGGAAAGUGUUCUCAAUCUCCAGUUAGAUUUAAAACAUUUUGUCGUCUGUCUAACCUGCUGGAAGCUGGUAGAAAUGUUUAUCGAAUAUAAACAAUGUUGUCUAAAAGCCGAACGAUGGGCCCAGAAAUUUGCUUGUGGAUUAGAACAGUGCGGACAGGAAAAUGAUACCUGGUUAUGCAACGAAACCGUGGAGAUGAUUGAUCGAACUCACCAGAUAAUUAGAGAUCACAUUGAUCGAUUGAAUGCAGGGGAGAUAACUACUGAAAUUGAACCUACUUUUGUUGCUCUAGAGAAUGUCAGUGUUAAGAUGGAUUUGGAUGGAGGGGAAGAAUCCACUUCAGUUACAACUGAAGAUAUACAGAGCGCAAAACGUGCAAAGAAAAAAAUAAAGGCCACAGGCCCUCGACGUACUAAUGAACUUGAUGUGUUGAUAGUAGAAAAAACUUGCAUAGAAGUCAAAGCGUGUGAUAAAUGCGAUAGGAAAUUCGAUAGUGAUAUCGGACAAAAACAGCAUUCUCUCCGCUGUAAGGGAUCGACAGGAGACCAUGACGAAAAACCCUACGUGGUCUGUUCUAUUUGUUCAGCGUCGUUCAGCGAGACUACAAUGCUAAACCAUCAUAUGAACAAGCACAAAGGUAUCAAACCGUACAAAUGCCGACAAAGAUGCGACAGUUACUUUUACAGUACAUCUGGGCGUAAGCAUCAUGAGACAAAAUGUGGUUCGGAAACACACAUCUGCCCCCACUGCGGGGCUCUAUUGAAAACCGCUGAAACAUACAGCAAUCAUAUAAUAAACGUCCACGGAGAGGCAAACGUUAGCUGCGAAACGUGUGGAAAGAUGUUCAAUUCAAAGAAAAAGCUUGGACGCCAUAUGCUGGUGCACACGAAUGUGCGAAAUUAUCCUUGCAAAGUGUGCGGGAAAGCAUUCAAAUCAUCCUACGCAGCAAAUGUUCACCGAAGAAUACACACUCAGGAAAAACCGUUCGUGUGCGAAAUUUGUGGCCAAAGUUUUACGUACAAAUGUUCGCUCAAGACCCAUGUAACCCGCGAUCAUGGGUGGCAGACAGGAUAAAGCCUUGCCGAAAAAAUUUAGCUUCAGACGUAUUGUUUUUAACAACGGAUCCGCUAUUUAUUUAACUCAGCUUAAAAAGUAAACUUUCUUUUAAUAUACGUCUUCGUUUAA
Topomyia yanbarensis is the source of this 1725-nucleotide messenger RNA. RefSeq names its product zinc finger protein ZFP2-like. Lineage: Eukaryota; Metazoa; Arthropoda; Insecta; Diptera; Culicidae. The record is from RefSeq and is a predicted model, not a curated record. Bases 274 to 1614 code for a protein of 446 amino acids. The transcript has 5 exons.